Hypoxylon trugodes is the source of this 891-nucleotide messenger RNA. RefSeq lists its product as uncharacterized. NCBI's taxonomy places the organism in Eukaryota, Fungi, Ascomycota, Sordariomycetes, Xylariales, Hypoxylaceae. The record is from RefSeq and is a predicted model, not a curated record. Bases 161 to 475 code for a protein of 104 amino acids. The transcript has a single exon.
GAUCUAUGUAUAGUGAAUCGCUGCAUGCUCCCGCAAGGGCGGUAGGUAUAUAUAGAUUGAUACAUAAUCUUGGACGAACGAAAAUAGCCUCACAUCGUCCCAUUUUCACUCUACGGCUACUUGCUAUUUUUUUUGUUUUCCUGCGGACUUGACUGUUGAAAUGAUCCUCCUUAUCGGCUUGCUGCAGCGAAAUGGGGUUUCACAUACAUAUAACCUAGAAAGAAAAAAGCCCUUACAUGUUUCCUUUCCUUUCGUCCUUGUUUUUUUUUUUUAUGCAACUCUUUGCUUUCGAACGCCAGCCUACUGCAUUUGCAAGCCGCCUCUCCGCGUACAUCGCUCUCUUAUUCGCUGGGGCGCUUUUCAUAAUUCGUCAUUCAAGACAAUACGCGGGAUAUUCUUCCCAAAGUGCUAUUUUAAGGGGCUGGGAAUUCUUUUCUUCCUGUCCUUUCCUGCAGGUAGCCGCAGAGGCGCCUAGGCAGAGGUAGGCAUUCUCGGGCGAGAUUUAAUAAAUUGGGCUUGUGUAAGCGGAUUGCGUGUACCUUUAGGCAGGCAAGUAGGCAAGUAUAAGGUAUAUCAGACCAGGUCGAAUGAUUUUUUUUUUUUUUUGCGCUUUCUACCCAGCCAAGAGAAAGAGAGAAAAUUUGCUCUUUUCAGAUAUUUGGUGGAGGCAAGGGGCAAGAGAAGAAGGAAUGUGCCGAGACCUAGCAUCUCUUCGCGGACAUAUCUCCGUUCCAUGUAUGAGGCUUUCCUAGCCUUCUUUUUUGCUCGCUCGUCAUGAUUUGUUAAUUGCUUCCUCUGACGAAUUGUGAAAAGGGGUAUGUGGAGCUUGAUUCUUAUGAUAAGUAACGCCAGACGCUUGACUCAAGCUGAAUAAAUACAUUACUAAUGAUA